AUGACUGAACCCCCAAACACCAUCUUCAAGUUUAGAGAGGAGUUCAUGGUUUUUCCCAUAGGUGACCACAAGCCAACUCUAAGACCAGCCCAUUUCCUCAAUCCCUCUGUGACUUUCACUGAUGAACCAAUCUUUGAGCUUCCUUCACUCUUUUCCUCUUCCCUACCACCCACUUUUGAGCCCUCAAAAUGGCCUUUGAAGCUCACAUUCAAUAGUUGGCCUUGGAAACCACCAAGAAAUUGGAAAACUUGGGUUGAUUCCUUGCGUCCCAAGUUUCAAUCCUUAUGGAAGAAAGCAGGUAUUUUUGAAGCCAUUAUGAAUUCUACUUACGUAAUCAGAAAAAGCAAUGACUUGGUUAUUGGUAUUGCUGAGAGAUGGUGUAGUAAAACCAAAACAUUUAUUUUUCCUUGGGCUGAAGCAACACUCACAUUGGAGGAUAUAAUAGUUUUAGGAGGUUUCUCUGUUUUGGGACACUCUGUUUACAUUUCCAUAGAAUCCCAGGAAUUGAAGGAAAUAGAAGAUAAACUGAUUCAAGCUAGAGUUGAAACUGGGAGGAGUAAAGCUCGCAAGGCUUCCCCAUCAGAGUGGCUGAAGUUGUUUAUAAAUAGUGGGAGUGAAAUUGAGCAUGAAGCAUUUCUUGUUAUGUGGUUGUCAGUGUUUGUUCUUCCAAAUUCUAAUUUGAUAAGGAAACAAGUUUUUCCUAUUGCUAUUCACCUUGCUAGAGGGACCCGAAUUGCACUUGCCCCUGCAGUUCUUUCUAGUAUUUACAGGGAUCUGUGUUUGUUGAAAAGAACCAUUGUUGGUUUAAACAAAUUUGACGGUGGUGAGAAUGAAAAUAGUUUGUUGGAAGUAAUCAUUCGGUCACCAUUUCAAUUAGUUCAACUUUGGGUGUGGGAGAGAUUUCAAGCAUUACAACCAAAACCCAAGUUGGUCAUACGUGGUGAACCGGCGUUUGCUAGAUGGCAUGGAGUUAAAAGUGUGAAUGUUGAGAAUGUAAGGUUGGCUCUACUCUCAGCAGGAGACACCUUUCUUUGGUGUCCUUAUGCCUUGUAUAGGUAUAAAUCGGAUUUCCCAAGAUUUUUUAGGGAAAAGGAAAGGUGGGUACCAGUUGAUCCUAAUUUGGAUGAAGAAAUAGAGGCAUUUGCUAGAUGCAUGAGGGUCUCCCAGCUUGUUGGACUUGGCUGUAUAGAAGAGUACUUCCCACAUAGAGUUGCAAUGCAAUUUGGAAUGGAUCAAGAUCUUCCUGGUUGUGUUACUCAAUGCAAAAAGACUCCUGAAAUUGCCUGGAACAAUUACAGUAAGCCGAUAAGUGAUGUGAAAUUAUAUGUUCCAUCAAGGCUUAGUGAGAUUGGUGUUACCUCUCAUUACUUGAAGUGGUGGAAGCAAUCAAUAUCGGGCCAGCAAGACUCAAUCAUGCUUAUUGCAAACAGGCAAAGGAGCAUGAGAAUACUAAAUCAGGCACCACAGGCUUCAAAAGGCAAUGAUAGUGAUGUUCUGCCUGGUUUUCCUCCCAAAUGUUACAAGGUUAAAGCAGGUAACUCUGUCAAUGUAGAUAAAACAACGCAGAAAAAGGUACUACAAGCUUUAAUAGGAAGAAAGAGAGGCAAUGAUGGUGAUGUUCCACUAGGUUUUCCUCCAAAACAUUACAAGGUUGAUGUAGGGAACUCUAUGGAACAAGAUAAAUCAGCAAGUGAGGGAAUGAGAUCCUAUGGCAUGCAUAAAAGUCUAGGUAAAAGACCAAUUGGUGAUGCCAUGCAUUAUUCGUUGGGCCAAUCACAAAGUUUUUCAUGUGGGAAAGAUAAAGUUAAUGAUGGAGCUACUAGAAAGGAGCCAACAAUGACACCUGUGGAAAAACUUACAGGUGAAGCUGAAGUAAGAGCUUUAGAGAGAGCCAUGGAAGUUACAAGUGAGGGGAAUGCAGUAAGUCUUGUUGACAACACGGUGAGCAUCUAUGAUAAUUAUGGAGAAGGUAGUAGCUACAAACCUGAAAUAUCAGGACUGAAACUUGAAGCUCGGAUUAUUAGGCUCGAGAGAGAGGUUGCUGAGCUAAAAGAAGCAAUUUUUGGCAACAGGUUUAUGGAAAUACCUACCAGAGAAGUUAUUGAGAAGGUACUGUUUGGGGGACAUUGGUUUGAAGAGGUAAUGAAAUUUGGAUAG
Messenger RNA from Quercus lobata, 2157 nucleotides. RefSeq lists its product as uncharacterized. Gene Ontology annotation, biological process: meristem maintenance; meristem development. The transcript has a single exon. Lineage: Eukaryota; Viridiplantae; Streptophyta; Magnoliopsida; Fagales; Fagaceae. The record is from RefSeq and is a predicted model, not a curated record. The coding region runs from base 1 to 2157 and encodes 718 amino acids.